Neoarius graeffei (lesser salmon catfish) is the source of this 4208-nucleotide messenger RNA. It is a transcript of the gene stk11ip, whose product is annotated as serine/threonine kinase 11 interacting protein. The transcript is spliced from 26 exons. Gene Ontology annotation, molecular function: protein binding. Gene Ontology annotation, cellular component: cytoplasm. Lineage: Eukaryota; Metazoa; Chordata; Actinopteri; Siluriformes; Ariidae. Gene Ontology annotation, biological process: intracellular protein localization. The record is from RefSeq and is a predicted model, not a curated record. The coding region runs from base 189 to 3656 and encodes 1155 amino acids.
UAGGAAGCAGGAAAUCAACAAUGUGAAAACAGAGUGGAAAGUAGUGUAACCAGAACACUUUCAAUCUGUGAUGCGUCUCAAUAUUUUUGUUGUGUUUAUAGAUUGCUAUAAAAGGAACCUACAUGCGCAACGUUUGAUUUGUUUGUGUAACUCGCAAGGCAGUAAGCUAGGCAGUUUAUUCCCUGAGGAUGUCUCUUGUGCAUACCCUUGCCACACUGUUGCGGAAUAAUGGUGACUCUGUGUUGGAUGGCUCAAGCACUCUGACUCUGCAGGUGCCUUGCAUACAGCAUCUGACAUGUCUCUUUGAACAGUACUUGAUCUCACGCACACAACAGCACGGCUUCCUGGCUUUGCCAUCACACCCAGCUGAUACCACCUCGCUGCUCCAUGUGCAGUUCCUCUUUGACAUGCUACAGAAGACCAUCUCACUCAAGCUUAUCCAUCCACCUGGGGCAAGACUGCAGUCCAUUGUGAAAAUUUUCCCCUUUAAGUCCCUCAAGCGCUUAGAGCUGAAAAGAAUUCCUCCUCAUUGUCUGGAAGGGCUACGUGGUGUCUACUCUCAGUUGGAGGUCUUCAUCUGCUCUAAAAGCCUCAACACUUUAGAGGAGCUACUGUUUCUCUGUGGAGGAGAUCUCAGUAAUGCCUUGCCUUGGUUAGAACUUCACACCCUGAACUUCAGUUACAACUCUAUUUCCUGUCUUGAUGAAUCUCUGAGUUUGUUGAAUGUCCUGAAGUCACUGGAUUUAAGCCAUAACAAGAUCCAGAAAUGUGCUGAAUUCCUGAAGCCACUCUGUGAGCUUGAACAUCUCAAUCUUGCCUACAACAAUCUGCAGAGAGCACCAGAGCUUAGCCUGAGCGCUAGAGCAAGAUUGGUCACUUUGGUGCUCAGACACAACGAACUGGAAAGCAUUGAUGGAGUGGAGCAUUUAUCUUCUCUUCAGCAUCUUGACCUCGCCUACAACCUGCUAAUGGAGCACACUCAACUAGCUCCACUCUCCUUUCUGCAUAAUCUCAAUAUGAUAAAUCUAGAAGGCAACCCUCUGUUCUUCGAAAAUGCACACAGGAAAUCAACCAUUUGUCACCUUUCUCCACAAGCAACUUUCCGUGGACUUCAGCUGGAUGGUACCACAUUGAUUUCCACUGAACAUGCAGUUUUGCCAAAACCCAGGCAGCUAAUACAUCAAAUGUCUCAAACACGCCAAGUUGCCAAAGCACCUGAACAGAUUGUGCAAGACAUGUCGAUUGGAAGAAGAGAGUUGCCUAUCAGUGAAUCCGGAACAAGUCGUUUCUCCAGGAGGAAAUUCAAGCAUAAGGUGAAGGUGAGGACAGCUAGCAUCUCGGAACCCAGUGAUACAGAGCCCAGUUCAUCAUCUUUGCAAGACAUCAUCCUGUGCCACCAGAAGGACAUUGAGAUGUUGGACAGUUUCCGCGAGCAGAUGGGUGAGGACUGGCUACGCUACCAUCAUCUUCAUGACAUGCCAGCCCUUGUGUCUGGCCCCAAGGUGGACAGACUUGUAGCACAGGUGAUUGAUGAAAACCACUGCACCCCUUCGACUUCACCAACCAAAAUUGAUUGCACCAUACCCAGAUUAGAGACUCUCCCUAUUCCACUGUUGUCCUCUGAGUCAAAAAAAGAAGAGGAGAUCUUGGGCUUUCAGCCUAAGACUGAAUCUGCCCUGCAGUGGACAGGCCACAGCUUUGUGGACAUAGAGUCUACCCUUGAGACAAGUCUAGGAGACCCACAACAUCCAGAGAAGGCCUGUACUGAUCCAGUAUUUGGAGAAGAGAACCUUGGAGUGGACCUUUGUAGGCCUAUGCUGGUCAGGGUGCUCUAUGAAAUUGAGGAUUUUAAUGGGAGGAUGGAGUCCGAACCGUUGUUCCUGAGAGUGUAUCAGGCUCAUAUUUUGGAGGUGGAUAUCCAUCAAGGCUGUGUCAGAAGCCAGUUUGAGCUGGGCAGCUUGCGGCAGGUCACCACCUCUCAAGCCACCUGGACAGAGAAGGGAAAGGAGAACCCUCACCUCGCUCUAGAAUUGCGCUUUAGCUACAUUAGUCACGGAAGACAGAAACGAUGCUACCUCAUGCUGGAUGAUGACCCUCAGGAAGCCUUGCAGGUUCUUCUGGAGUUGCUCUGUAGGGUUGCAGUGGAGAAUGAGCAGCAGGCAGAAAAGGAAAAAACGGCAGUUGUUCGGCUACAGUGUCUGAAGUGCCAAGCUGAAUUUUUCCAGUCUCCAUCUAAAAAUCUGGUGUGUGCCCUGUCUGAACCAGGUGUAUAUCAAGACAAGACAACAGAGAAAGAGCACACUGCUGGUGAUGCUGUAUUUUGCCCAGAAUGCAACAGUGAUCAUGUGAUCCAGCUUGCUGGCCAAACAACUACUUCCACCAGUCUGCCAGUCCCCUGUGGCUUUGGUCUGAAUGGUGAUACAUGCUUCAGAUUUGAUAAUAUUGACACUCAGAAGCCCUUGAGCCAGGAUGAAUCUCUUUGCAGCCCCAUUCAUGUAAGAACGUCCUCUGAAGUUUCUACACUGCCUGAGGGGACGACAGACACCUUCCUCACUGCCCAGUGCAGCCUGUUUAACAGUAUAUCCAGUCAGAGUGAGGACAACCCCGACCAUCUGAUUAGCUUCCACUCAUUUGACAGCCAAGUGCUCAGUGACCAGGAAGGGUCAGAGGAUGGGCUUGCUCAAAGCUGUGCUGGCUCUCAGGGACUUCUGAAUCCCCAAUCGCCUCAACACACACAAAGAGAUGGUCAUGAUGUUCUAUCUGAAGAUUUUGAAACUGUUGACCACCGGUUGAAACUCUUCCUGGAUGUGGAAGUUUUUGAGGGAGAAGAAGAUAUUCAUUGCUUCCUGAAAAUGUCUGUUGUGAAAUUUGGAGAUCCAGUAGAAUUCCCUUCUCUCAUGAUUGUGUCCAAUCAACGCAUCUACAUACUAGAAAUUACUUCUCAGUCAGAAGGGCAUCCAUCCGAUUGGCUGCAGAAGAGGGACAGCCAUCGGCUGAGUGAGCUCAGCUACCUGGAGGUGGGUCUCGGUGCACAAAGCAUCCACAUGGAGUUUGAUGUGAGAGUUGUUGCAUACACACUUUUGGUUCGUGACAGUACUCGUUGCAAACGCUUCUUCAACCGACUGACAGCAAUAGCAAAGGAGCUUGCCCCAAAGUCUGACAGCAAACUUAAGACCAUCUCAACCACACGACUGAAUCCCAAACACCAUCUCUGGCCUCUUGUUUGCGAAGGCAGUAAAACAAGCAAUGAAGAAGACAGCCAUCCUCCAUUCUUUUACCUGCUGGCCUUCCUUCAGCUAGGUGACUCUUUGACCUCAGUGACUGUUCUGGCCACUCUAGAAACACUUUUCCUCCUUGAUGAAGACUACCAAUGGAGUAAGAACUGCUCAAGGCUAGCAGCCAGUGUGGAGGCACAAACCACCAGCGGGCCAGUCACCAUUCGCGAAACGCAGCCCAUCAGCUGCGUCAGCUCAAUCCUUCUAUUCUCGACUGAUCCAUGCCAGGUGUACAUUCAACUUUAUGAUGAGCUAGCCAAAGAGGAGAAGACAUGGCCUUUAAGGGCUGAGACUGUGAAGGAGAUCCAAGGUUUAGUGAACUGGAUUAAGGAACAGUGGGAGGCCAUGUUUGGAGUCAAACUCAUCACUGCUAUUCAGUAGUGACUUUGUUCAUCUACUGUUGUAUUUUCUACUAUUGCACAGUUCUCGGUCUUUUUAUGAGCACAAGUUUUUUUGCACCGUCCACUAGGGGUUCCACAGAUUUUCUGUGUCAUCUGUUUAUUUGUGUAAAUAAAUGCACAAUUUUUCCCCACAGAUUUUAUCUGUGUAUUAUUAAUGGUAAUGUUUCUUAUUGUUCUAGGACAUCAUGCUCUAGGUCCCAUGGAAUAAUAUCAUGGUUUAGAUCCUGCAGAAUAUUCUCUUUGUUGCUGUAAAAACUUAAUUAAUUCAGUAUGUGCGUAACUAAUCAAUGGAAAUGUGUUGCAACACAAGCCACUUUAAUCUGAGGGUAAUGUAAUCUGUUAUAAAUAAAGGCUGUAUUGCAAUCCACUGUUCAUAACAGUUAGGAUUGGGAUGUGUACAGUGGUGCUUGAAAGUUUGUGACCCCUUUAAAAUUUUUAUAUUUCUGCAUAAAUAUAAAAGAAAAUGUUGUCAGAUUUUUCACACAAGUCCUAAAAGUAAGGAGGACCCAAUUAAACAAAUCCGAUAAAAAUA